AAAGGUUUCAAAGUAGAAUUCCAAGAUGCUUUGGUGUUGUUCAGCGAGAAAAAAAUUUCAUCUGCUCAAUCAUUAAUUCCUGCUUUAGAAUUAGCUAAUGCACAACGUAAACCACUUGUUAUAGUUGCUGAAGACCUUGAUGGUGAAGUUAUUGGAAUGCUAGUUUUAAAUAGAUUGAAAAUUGGUCUAAAUGUUGCUGCCGUCAAAGCGCCUGGAUUUGGAGAUAAUCGCAAAUCUACAUUGACUGAUAUGGCAAUUGCAACUGGAGGUGUUGUUUUUGGCCAAGAAGGUAAUGAACUGAAGAUUGAAGAUUUCUAGCGAAACCUCAGCCGAGUACUGUUGCUUUCGUUAACCGUUGACGGACGGUACAGAACGCGUCCCCAGGUUGCGGAUAGGGGAACGCCCGGUUCCCUCUGCUUCGGCAGAGUCGGGUAGCCUGUG
Acyrthosiphon pisum (pea aphid) is the source of this 441-nucleotide messenger RNA. RefSeq names its product heat shock protein 60A-like. Gene Ontology annotation, molecular function: ATP-dependent protein folding chaperone. The transcript has 2 exons. The record is from RefSeq and is a predicted model, not a curated record. NCBI's taxonomy places the organism in Eukaryota, Metazoa, Arthropoda, Insecta, Hemiptera, Aphididae. Gene Ontology annotation, biological process: protein refolding. The annotation marks the transcript as partial.